This is a messenger RNA of Bombina bombina (fire-bellied toad), 1965 nucleotides long. RefSeq names its product atonal bHLH transcription factor 1 (gene ATOH1). The record is from RefSeq and is a predicted model, not a curated record. Bases 44 to 823 code for a protein of 259 amino acids. Gene Ontology annotation, molecular function: protein dimerization activity. The transcript has a single exon. NCBI's taxonomy places the organism in Eukaryota, Metazoa, Chordata, Amphibia, Anura, Bombinatoridae.
AGUGUCAGUGUCUGUGAGGCAGCUGCACCCUACACGUCCCGCAAUGUCCCGGCUGCUGCAGGGUGACUGGUGCCCGCUCAAGGAGACCGACUUGCUGAGCAGAGACUACCUGCUGGAGACCACCGACCCCCGAGCCUGGCUAUCCAUGCAGAGCCCGGACUACCUGCUCCACACCCGGGCGCACCGGCAGCAGCACCCGGCCAGCAAGGUGCGGGACAUCUGCCAGCUGGGCGCAGAAGAGGACGACGAGGAGGAGCUGGACGAUGAGGAGGAGGACGAGAUGUGCAGCCAGCGGGCGCCGGGCGGGAAGCGUCCCCAUGGGGUGCAGAAGCAGAGGCGCCUGGCUGCCAAUGCCCGGGAGAGGAGGCGCAUGCACGGGCUGAACCACGCGUUUGACCAGCUCCGAAAUGUCAUCCCCUCCUUCAACAACGACAAGAAACUGUCCAAGUACGAGACCCUGCAAAUGGCCCAGAUCUACAUCAAUGCCUUGUCCGACCUCCUGCAGGCGCCCCCAGAGCACAGGGACCCCCAACAGCCGCUCAGGUCACCCCCACCCUGCCCUGCUUAUGAACUGCUGCCAGGGGGGGACAACUCGAGGGUGCACCAGCAGCCAGGGGGGUGCAGGAGAUUCCCAGGAGAAUUCUCAGUGCAGAUCGAUCCCCUCAGCUUCCCUUUUCAGGGUACAGGCAUGGACCAGAAGGGGAUGCCCAGUGCUACCUCCUCUGCAGGGGAAGAGAGCAAGAAGUCGCCCUGCACCUCUCACAGGAGUGAUGGGGAGUUCUCACCUCACUCACACUACAGUGACUCUGAUGAAGCCAGCUAGGUCCUGACCACAACUUUAUACCCAAUGCUUUGUACUGAGAAUCCAAAUGCAAAAUGUGUUUGAUAGAAGAACCCCAAUAACUCUGUUUUUGUCAUACAACAUUCAUGAUCUUCCAUACCCUGCAAAUUUUAUUAUCCAGCAGAACACUUGUCAAUAGGAAGCCAACUGCAUUCUGUCUGCAAAACCCAGACUGAGAGACAACCUUGUUAAAUAAGUUUGCACUGUACAAUUACCUGUAUAUAAUGCCAUGUAUCUCUUCCAUUGUAUGACAGAUCUGCAACGUUGAAACCCAGAUAACUUUGUGAUACUUCCAUAGAUGCACUCUGAAUACAGAGCUGUCAUUCUGCAACAAAUGACAAAAAAAAAAAAAAGAUUCCUUUUUUUCACUUUAGAUGACAACACAUUUAAUUAAACAAAGGGAUUAGAUCAAAAUUCUCUGAAUGCUUAGUAAAUCUAAGGGAGUCCAUUUGUAGUAUCUUAUUUGUCAAAAGAAAUUGUUUUUAUAUACUGAUCCAUUUGUUCUGCCAAUUCACAUAUUGCCUAUUAGAUAUAAUUCUUUUUUUUUGUUGAAUCAGACUUUUGCCAUGGGCAUCACUGUAUGAUCACAGACCUUUUAUCAAUAGGUUACAAUGUCUUCCAGAAAUUCAACAAUGUUUAUGUCACUGAAAAUAAUUUGUGUAAAUAAUUUACAGCUUUCCUAUGUAAAUAAUUAAGAAAUGCUAGUUUUUUAUAUUGUAAAAGCCCCAAGUUUCUAUAGCGACUUGCAAAACUGCACUUUAAAUGCCAUUUGUGGCAAAAAAAAGCAAAAUGUUGACAAUACAAUACACUGAGCAAAAAUAAAGAAAUACAAAACAAAAAUAAACUGCCAACAUGCAACUGAUAUUUGAUUUCGCCACAUAUUUAAUUCUUUACACAUUUUAGAGGGGAGUAAAAGAAUUUUUUUUGUGUCAAAAUUUUAUGUAAUUUCUCUACUUUGCUAGUGACGUUAGCCACUUAUUUAUUCUUGUGUUUGCUAUGUUUUGCUUGUUUUCAUUUUUAUUUUUUUUCUAUGAAAAAUUGUUUUGUUGUCAUGUAGCACAUAUCCACUGCCAUGUUUAUUUACUGUUUCUGGAAAAAAAUAAAAAGAAUUAAAAAGAAUUAAA